Molecule: messenger RNA, 561 nt
Organism: Saccostrea cuccullata (small rock oyster)
Lineage: Eukaryota; Metazoa; Mollusca; Bivalvia; Ostreida; Ostreidae
Exons: 2
Coding region: 1-561 (186 amino acids)
Source: RefSeq, a predicted model, not a curated record
AUGGUGUUUAUGCUCCGUUGCCAAUCAACAGGUUGUGGUCCCUUACCCAAUGUGAGUGCUGGUACCGGCGAGUGGGCGUGUCCUAAGGGGGUAUCGGUGUCCUCAGUGCCAGUGUAUGUGUCCUGUCUAUUUCAAUGUUUCAAUGGUGCUACCGUCAAAAUCAGAUGUACUGAAAAACUAAAGUGGAACAACACUUUACAGUCUGGUGUCUGUUCUUCACUUGCUCUGAGAGUUGAGAACAUUGAUUCACCAUCGAAAAAUUUGCACUUGGAAAUAAUAGUGCCAAUAGCGUGUCUCCUCCUUAUAUUUUUCACUCUCCUCAUUGUGCAACGACGUUUGUACAAGAAAUGCCCAAAUCUGAUGAAAAGAAUAUGUGACUCUCCAGAUACAGACGAUGCUUUAAAUGAUACUGAACUGCCUGUUGUUCUGGGGUGCGAGAUAGAACCUGGAAGUCAAAAGUGUCCGGAAACAAACCAGAUAGCAAACAGAACCCAUGAUGUCCAACUCCAGAAAGAUGCCUCGGAUCAAAAUGAUCUAAAUUCAAACCCUCACAGGACUUAA